Messenger RNA from Eublepharis macularius, 5401 nucleotides. RefSeq names its product BTB domain and CNC homolog 2 (gene BACH2). Gene Ontology annotation, biological process: regulation of transcription by RNA polymerase II. Lineage: Eukaryota; Metazoa; Chordata; Lepidosauria; Squamata; Eublepharidae. The transcript is spliced from 6 exons. Gene Ontology annotation, molecular function: DNA-binding transcription factor activity, RNA polymerase II-specific; protein binding; RNA polymerase II cis-regulatory region sequence-specific DNA binding. The coding region runs from base 667 to 3144 and encodes 825 amino acids. The record is from RefSeq and is a predicted model, not a curated record.
CCUGCGAAUGUCAACAAUGUAGCGAUUGAGGGGAGUAGGCGGCGUUCCAUUGGGAAGAGCGCGAGCCGCGGGCAGAGCCGGUGGAACCCACAGAACGGGGUAAGCAGAAGCAGCAACAAUCCGCCACCGCCGCCUUGUGCCGACGGUCUCCGAGUGCAAUCCCUGCGGGGCUCCUUCCACUGCUCUCCCCACAUCCCUUUUGCUGCUGCAGCUUUCCCCUCCUCCUCCUCCUCCAGUUUCUCCCCCCGCCCCCCUCCAUUUUCGCAUGUCUAUGUGUUUCUCCCCCUUCUCCUCGGCAAGACUUUGCUUCGUGAGGCAGCUUUUUUUGUCUUUGAAAGCACUGGGCAUGUGACGUGCGUCUUCUUUAGGUGCGAAUAUCCUACAGACAACCUCAGCAACAACAAGAGCCCUCAGCAAGCUUCAGCCUUCUCCCCCCGCCUCUCUCCCGCAAGCGUUUGCAGGCAGCGUGAGGAGCUGUCGAAAGUUGCAUUGAUAGGAGGUUGCCACCACCUAAGUUAAGCUGCCGGAAGCUUGCCCUGAAAAUCUUUGGGCAUACAUAUCUUAAUGGAUUGCUGUAACCUACUAAUUUCUCCAUUCGUCCACUUCCUUGUUUCGUGAGAAUAUUAGCCAGCACAGAUCCUGGGAAAAUUACAUGGUGUGAACGGAAUGUCUGUGGAUGAGAAGACUGAAUCCCCCAUGUAUGUGUAUGAGUCAACAGUCCAUUGUACCAAUAUCCUCCUGUGCCUCAAUGACCAGCGGAAGCAGGAUAUUCUCUGUGAUGUGACUUUGAUUGUGGAGGGGAAAGAGUUUCGAGCCCACCGGGCUGUGCUGGCAGCAUGCAGUGAAUACUUCUUGCAGGUGUUAGUCGGGCAGACGGAAAAUGACUUGGUGGUCAGCCUGCCAGAGGAGGUCACUGCCAGGGGAUUUGGUCCAUUGUUACAGUUUGCCUACACUGCUAAGCUGUUACUCAGCAGAGAAAACAUACAAGAGGUUAUCCAUUGUGCAGAGUUCCUGCGCGUGCACAACCUGGAGGAUUCCUGCUUCAGCUUCCUUCAAACCCAGCUGCUGAACAAUGAGGACAGCCUGUUCCUGUGCAAAAAGGAUCCCACUUAUCAGCGGAUGCAUGAAGAUGAGAAUUCCGAGGAAGAGGAGGUAGAGACAAUGGAAUCUGAGACUUCCAAGAUAUCUUGUCCAAGGGAGAGAACACACCCAGAGCCCUUUAACUUUGAAACCACCAGUUCGGAAGCAGAUAAAGAAGGGAUGCUGCCUGACUCUGACCUGCUAAGAGAUGACAAGGACAAUUUGGACAAAGAAGCAGUAACACGGUAUCCCAGAUACAAGAAAUACCAGCUGGCUUGUACCAAGAAUGUCUACAAUACAUCACACGUUAGUACCUCAGGUUUCACAAGCACAUUCAGUGAAGAAAGUUCUGGCGACAGCCUCAAGCCAGAACUUGCUGUAGGGCAAAUUAAAAGUGAGCCUAGGAGUGAGGAGAAUGAUGAAGAAAACAUCACACUUUGCCUCUCUGGAGAUGAGCCUGACAUCAGGGAUAAAGAGGGCGACGUUGAAAUGGACCGAAAGCAGCCAAGUCCUCCUGGAGCUGACAGGUCUAAAAGUGGUUCCUCUCCUUCCUGCCUAAGGUCUUUCUUCAAUCGAACAAAAAACAUAGACUUAGUUGGCUUCCCCAGUACUUCCCAACAGCACUUUGCCGGGAGUCCAGCCUGCCCUUUUGACAAGGGGACAACUCAGGGUGACCACAAAGCUGAUUAUGUCCCUUUCGCAGGGACUUAUGGACUGUCCCAAGCUGUUCAGAAGGAUGCUUCCAAUUUUACAGUGGGAUCGCCUCUCAGGGGUCCUGGCUUUGUUGAAGGUCUCUGUAAGCAGGAAGGUGAGGUGGACAGGAGGAGUGUUAUAUUUUCUUCAAACGUUUGUGACCAAGUAAACACUUCGGUGCAUUCAUAUUCUGGCGUGAGCAGCUUAGACAAAGAUCUCACCGAGACUGUGCCAAAGGGUCUGUGGGCAGGAAGUAACCAGUCUCUUCCCAGUUGCCAGACCUAUUCUCACAUUGGACAGACAGCUGAUCACUUGCCAGGACGGGUGCGGCCUAACACCAGCUGCCCAGUGCCAAUUAAAGUUUGCCCUCGUUCUCCUCCUCUGGAAACCAGAACAAGGACCUCUAGCUCAUGUUCCUCCUACUCUUAUGCAGAGGAUGGCAGUGGUGGUUCUCCCUGUAGCCUCCCUCUGUGUGAGUUUUCAUCUUCCCCCUGUUCCCAAGGAGCUCGAUUCCUGGCCCCUGAGCAUCAGGAGCCAGGCGUGAUGGGAGAUGGAAUGUACAACCAAGUCAGACCCCAGAUAAAAUGUGAGCCAUCCUAUGGAACAAACUCCAGCGAUGAGUCUGGAUCGUUCUCUGAAGCAGACAGUGAGUCAUGUCCUGUGCAAGACAGAGGACAUGAGGUGAAACUUCCAUUUCCUGUCGAUCAAAUCACAGAUCUUCCAAGGAACGAUUUCCAGAUGAUGAUAAAGAUGCACAAAUUAACCUCAGAGCAAUUGGAAUUUAUCCAUGAUGUUCGGCGGCGCAGUAAAAACCGGAUUGCAGCUCAACGCUGUCGCAAAAGAAAACUGGACUGUAUUCAGAACUUAGAAUGUGAAAUCCGCAAGUUGGUUUGUGAGAAGGAAAAACUUCUGUCAGAAAGAAACCAGCUGAAGGCAUGCAUGGGAGAGCUGUUAGAUAAUUUCUCCUGUCUUUCCCAAGAAGUGUGUAGAGAUAUGCAGAGCUCUGAACAGAUUCAAGACCUGCACCGAUACUGCCCUAUUCUCAGGCCUAUGGAUCUACCGACAGCGGUCAGUAUCAACUCUUCGCCAGCCAGAGUGGAGCAAAACAUAGUAACAUCCCAGUGUGUUGGGGAAGGCUUGCAGUGCUGUUCAGAGCAAAGCCCCGUGCAGCAGCUAGGAGCUCACUGGUUACCUAACAAUGUUUCUGACAAGUGUGUUGCAGCAAGAGUACUGGAUGGAGCUGACCAAGGUACUUACUCUGAGCAGGAGCUCCCGCUAGAGCAGAACAACCAAACAGUGACAGUAGACUUCUGUCAAGAAAUGACUGAUAAAUGUACAACAGAUGAGCAGCCUAGGAAGGAGUAUACCUAGUGGCUGGUGACCCUCUACGUCACAUCUCCAGUCAGCCAGUGGCCACGUUGGUUUGUUGUCUAGAUGGAAGAACAUAUUUGGUGCACACUACAGUGGUCUUAGCAGCAAUACUGUUUUUAAGUAUUCCCUCCUCUCUACAAGCAGGAGAUUGAUUAUCUUCUUCACUAUGGUGCUAUCCCUUGUUCAGGCAGGGGAACAAAAACAGUGGCAACACUGUCUUUUUUAUUAUCGUUGUUGUUGUUAUUGUAUUUUAAUUUCAAUAUUCAACAGGGAUGGACAUAACACCUCUGAGGACCCAAACGCAGCUUUUUUUCUCAGUGGCCCAUGUCACAAAACCCUAACUCAGGAAUUUCCUCUGAAUGUUCAAUUUUUCAUUGAAGACAGCUUCUUUACACAUCAAAGUUUUAUAGCUAAACUGUACAUACUAUAUAUAGUAUAUAAAAAUAUAUAUAUCCAUAUGCAAAAAAAAUCCUUGCAUGCCUCAAUUUUUUCUCAUAAGAAAAAAAGCAACUGGAAACUUUUCAUUUUUAUUGUAUAAACAAAUUCCAACAUUCCUUCUUUCUUUUCUUUUUUUGUCCUUGAUGAUUAAAAUGGUUUGUAAUGGUUUUUAAAAAAAUUUCCCCACCUCUCUCAGUUCCCAGUUCAGCAAUAUCAUUCAGUUUGUACUUAUUUAUAUAGUUUUAAUGUUGGAAGCUUAUUCAAGAUUUUUAAUAUAGACGGCAUUUGGGCACAGCUGUCUUUUUUGUGUGCCAGUUGAGCAACGUGGAUUUAAUUCUGAUUUUCUCGCAGAUACUGUACAGCGAUGGUCAACUUUGCCACUUGCACUGAGUUUUUGGAUCAAACCUCUUUUCCUAAAUGAAGUUGUGACUUCAGUAUAACUCAUAUACUGUAUACUUUGCUUCCUUUUUUAAACUAUCCUCUUAAAUAAAAUAGGGAAAAAACAACACUCAGGAGAUGACUAUGUAGGGAAAUCUUGCCAAAUAUGGAAUUCACCCAAUAGCAUUGAUUGGGUAUUUUCUGUAUUCAUUUUUUUUAGUUUCCCAAACCAAAUUUAGAAUAGCUGCUUUUUUAAGAGAGAGAUUGCUAUUUGUUAAGGCUCAAUAUUUAAUCAGAUACCUUAAAAACUAUUCAAUGGCCAGUGUAUGUCAUUGAUGUUGAGAACCAUAACUCAAGGCCAAGGACAUUUACAAUUGCAUCAAUGAAUGCAGUUCCAUAGUUCUUAGUGAAGUUUCAGGCUUCCUUCUGCAGUUACUUAUUCAGGUAGUACUAGCACUGUUAAUCCAUGUGAACAGCUCUACUGGCCUCAGUUUAAGUGUUCAGUUAAUACCAUCUUAUGUAGGCAAUUCACUGCAGUGUUUUACUCUGUUUGCUCCCCAUUUACACUGGCAUCAACACAGUCUUAUUCAGACCCUCUGAAGCAUAAGAAAUAGUUCACAUAAGAGACCCUUCCAGGAUUGAGACUAUCAUAAAGAUUUGUGAAAUUUUAAAACAAUGCAUAUCAACAGAAAUAUGAUUGCACAUCAGUGCUGUAAGAUUGCCUCAGUUCAUAGUUACUGUCUUCAGCACAGACCAGCUUCUGACUCAGAGGAGGUAAUUGGAGAAGGAGUUUCAAGUAUAUUGAACCUUACUUUCAAGAAAAUUCACAAAACACUUAACUGGCUCUCUCAAUGAUUGUGGAAGACGCCCUUCAUCCAGAUGUAACAGGUGGGCAAAAAAUCUAGGUCAAAAAAUCUAGGGGCAGGCACAAUGCAGCAGAACUUUUUUUUCUGCACAUCCUGAAAUAAAUAAGAAUUGCCCAAGAGAAAUGCUUUUGCACGACUCUUACUUAUUUCAGAAAGACUUGUGCAGGAGAGUUCCUGGUGGAUUGUAAUUUUUUUAAGUGACCUUUGACUUCUCUAUCUUAAUCUUGCCUGGGUGCUUUGAGGGAUAUUUUCUGAUGUCACCCAUGGUUUACAGAUUGAUACUGUUUACCUUAACUGCAGAUCAACAUGAUAGCUCAGACUGCUGUUCCUUUUAACUAUGACAAUGUGUUCCUCCAUGCUAAUGUUUACACUAAGCGGUGUGGCACUCAGUAAAUCAGCAUCGUGUUUUUCUAGAGGAAGAAUCAAGCUCCUGUCUUUAUUGUUGUUUUUUCUUUAACCACAAGUUUAUGGAGACAGUUUGCCAGUCCGGCAGCUUACCUGCAGACCAGGAGGUGUAUACAAUGCAUGUGCCAGGUUUACUUACUAGGUAGGGCGGGUGUCCUUCUGUAGGUCGA